This is a messenger RNA of Cornus florida, 2033 nucleotides long. RefSeq names its product protein disulfide isomerase-like 1-4. The record is from RefSeq and is a predicted model, not a curated record. Gene Ontology annotation, cellular component: endoplasmic reticulum. Lineage: Eukaryota; Viridiplantae; Streptophyta; Magnoliopsida; Cornales; Cornaceae. Gene Ontology annotation, biological process: response to endoplasmic reticulum stress; protein folding. The transcript has 12 exons. Gene Ontology annotation, molecular function: protein disulfide isomerase activity. The coding region runs from base 66 to 1808 and encodes 580 amino acids.
CGGUCUUCCUUAACCCUUACUAUCAGAUCUCACACUCGCACUGAUCAGUGUGAACUCGCCACAAAAUGACGAGUCGACUCGUUCUCUUUCUCUCAAUCUCAGCUCUCCUUCUCUUCUCGCUCCUCUCAACUCCUUCUCUCUCCAACGAAUCGAAGUCCAAAACCGACGAAGACGAUGACGAAGACCUCAGCUUCCUCGAAGUGGACGACGACGACGACGUAUCGGAGCACACUCACCACUCAGAUCCACACCAGUUCUCCGAAGAAGAAGACGAUGACGCCUACUACGACGGAGACGACUUCGAGGUGCCCCCGGGGUUCGAUCAUGAAGAGCAGCACUCACAGCUUCAGAUCGACGAGAAGGACGUCGUCGUUUUGAAAGAGGCGAAUUUCAGCAAUUUCAUAGAGAACAACCAGUACGUGAUGGUGGAGUUCUUCGCGCCGUGGUGCGGCCAUUGCCAGUCUCUGGCGCCGGAGUACGCGGCGGCCGCCACCGAGUUGAAGGGCGACGCGGUGGCGCUCGCGAAGGUGGACGCGACGGAGGAGAGUGCGCUGGCGGAGAAUUAUGAAGUUCAGGGCUUUCCUACUGUGUAUUUCUUCGUUGAUGGCGAUCACAAGCCUUACCCUGGCCCACGAACCAAAGAUGCUAUAGUAACUUGGAUCAAGAAGAAAAUUGGACCUGGUGUAUACAAUAUAACCACACCAGAGGAUGCAGAGCGCGUUUUGACUUCUGAGAACAAAGUUGUCUUGGGCUUCCUCAACUCUUUGGUGGGUCCUGAGAGUGAUGAGCUUGUUACUGCUUCUAAAAUUGAAGACGAUGUGAACUUCUACCAAACUGUGAAUCCUGAUGUGGCAAAGCUUUUCCACUUGGACCCCAAAGUCAAACGCCCCGCUUUGGUCAUGCUAAAGAAGGAGGCUGAGAAAUUGAGUCAUUAUGAUGGCCAAUUUGUGAAGUCUGCCAUAGCUAAAUUUGUACUUGCCAACAAACUUCCCUUGGUGAACAUUUUUACCAGAGAAAGUGCCCCUGUGAUUUUUGAAAGUUCUAUUAAGAAACAGCUCUUGCUCUUUGCCACUUCAAAAGAUUCAGGGAAGGUUGUACCAAUAUUUCAAGAAGCUGCAAAAUUCUUUAAGGGAAAGCUUAUAUUUGUGUUCGUGGAAAUGGACAAUGAAGAUUUUGGAAGGCCGGUGUCAGAUUAUUUUGGUAUCACUGGGAAUACUCCCACGGUUAUUGCAUACACAGGAAAUGAUGAUGCUAAGAAAUUUGUACUUGAUGGGGAAGUAACCCUGGAUAAAAUCAAGGCUUUCGGGGAAGAUUUCCUGGAAGAUAAGCUUAAACCUUUCUACAAGUCAGAUCCGGUUCCUGAAACUAAUGACGGGGAUGUGAAAAUUGUGGUUGGGAAUAACUUUGAUGAAAUUGUUUUGGAUGAGUCAAAAGACGUGCUCCUUGAGAUUUAUGCACCAUGGUGUGGGCAUUGCCAAUCGCUGGAGCCAACAUACAAUAAGCUUGCCAAACAUUUACGUGGUAUUGAGUCUCUUGUUAUAGCCAAAAUGGAUGGAACUACAAAUGAUCAUCCCAAGGCAAAGUCUGAAGGAUUCCCAACAAUUCUCUUCUUCCCGGCCGGAAAAAAGAGCUCUGAUCCUAUCACUGUUGACAUUGAUCGGACAGUGGUGGCAUUUUACAAAUUCAUCAAGAAACACGCGUCCAUCCCUUUCAAGCUUGAGAAACCGGGUUCAACUCCAAAAUCCGAGGCCUCUGAUGCCAAAGAAAGCACCAAGAGCGGCGCCAGUGAUGCGAAGGAUGAAUUGUGAGGUUGUUUUGUAUGACAUGCAUCUCCGGUUUGUGACAAUAUGAGAGAGAAUAUGGGUAGCUGUCUUUCGAAAAUAAUGUCCGAGGAAAAGCAAAUCUAAUUUUUAUUUUUUAUAUUUUCUUUUUAAUUUCUAGGAAUUUUAGCUUUAAGUUCUGUAUCCCCUGUGCCUUCCAGAAAUUUAUGCAAAAGAAUUGUAAUAGUUCACUAUCACACCCCAUUGGCCCAA